Molecule: messenger RNA, 405 nt
Organism: Rasamsonia emersonii CBS 393.64
Lineage: Eukaryota; Fungi; Ascomycota; Eurotiomycetes; Eurotiales; Trichocomaceae
Exons: 1
Source: RefSeq, a predicted model, not a curated record
AGGGCGGGCAGCGACGAUGCUGCACUACCACUUUGCGCGAAUCAUCCUGCUGCUGAACCGGCCGCCGGACGCGCAGAGCACGCCGCGCGACCGGCUGCUGGGAUACCGCGAGACGACCAAGGAAGUCGACCACUGCUGCCGGGAGAUCGCCGGGGUGGCGCUGGGGCGGCCGGCAGCAGCGGUGCGGAUCCACAUGGUGCAGCCACUGUUCGUGGUCGGGCAGUGCUUCGACAGCAGCCCGGAGGGCCGGCAGGUGGUGGUCGACCUGCUGCGGGGGAUCGAGGCGGAUUGUGGCUGGGCGACCGAGUACCGGGUGCGACAGCUGCAGGCGCUGUGGGAUCGAACGUAAUACGUACAGUACAUACAUACGUAAGUAUGUAUGUAGUGUACAGUACGUAUAUUUAG